AUGCAGAAGAGCUGAAGGCCACUAUCAGAGCAACCUGGGCUCUCAUAACACCUGAGCAGUGCCACAGACUGAUCGACUCCAUGCCACGCCGCAUUGCUGCAGUAAUUCAGGCAAAAGGAGCCCCAACUAAGUAUUGAGUGCUGUUUCAAAGGCAGCAGAAGAAUCAGGAAAUGAGUGUCCUCGCUCAGGGACUGACUCCACUUGACCCAGUUGCUGUGGCUGAUAUGCAGCUUCCUCCGCCGAGGGAAAAAUUAAAUGAAGCGCCAUCGACAUCAGGCCCAAAGCAUAAUUUCAUCCUUCCGCCAAAUCGAGAAGGACAGGCUCCUCGUCUGCGACCAGGUCGACGGCCUGCUGCUGCCACCAGGGAGUGCCCCAUCACACAUGCCCCCACAGCAUCAGGAGAUGUGCAACCCAUCUCAGCACCUGGGUCAUUGUUAGGCACACUAGUCCUUAACCCAGACAUGACUGUGACAAUGGUCAUUCCAUCUUCUGGUGCUUCGACAUCCAGUGCAGGCCCCGCUCCACCUGCUUCUGUGUCUACUCCUGCAUCUGCUGCUCCUAUGUCCCGUUACACCCAGAGGAACCGGCGCCGGCGGUCCCUGGAGAAGGAAAGCGGAGUCCAUAAGAGGAAAUAUGUGCGAGGGGUUACUUUUAACAUGUGCAGCAAAUGUGGGCAGCCUAAAACUAAAGAGUUUGGCCAUAGCCAAUAUGGCAAUGCCACAUUUUGCUUGCGUUCCUCAAAUGGGAAAUCUUUAGAUGACUGGUUGGCAGAACAGCGUCAGCAAAAUAAACCCCAAACUCCACCUCCUCAAUAAAUAACAUCUUUCCUGUAUAUAUUUCAUGGGCCCAUGUGUUCAUUUUCUCCUGUUUUUAUUUUGUAUAUAUUACAUGGG
Messenger RNA from Triplophysa rosa, 893 nucleotides. RefSeq lists its product as uncharacterized. The transcript is spliced from 2 exons. The record is from RefSeq and is a predicted model, not a curated record. Bases 171 to 815 code for a protein of 214 amino acids. Lineage: Eukaryota; Metazoa; Chordata; Actinopteri; Cypriniformes; Nemacheilidae.